Molecule: messenger RNA, 1712 nt
Organism: Amoebophrya sp. A120
Lineage: Eukaryota; Dinophyceae; Syndiniales; Amoebophryaceae
Source: the annotation of a GenBank genome assembly
CUCAGCUAAAAGGCCGUAUUUCUCGGACAAAAUGGAUCCUGCCACGACCAAAACCGUUCCGGUCAACAUGCUUUUCGCUUGUGCAUUCGAACUUGUAAUGUAGAAAUCAGCGUAUGCGUUGUAAUAGGAGAAAAGUACACAACUAAGAGGCGAACACAGAACUUCUGCGCAGCGAAACUCUUUAUAAAUUCUUCUAUGAAGGAGCGUCAUCCCCUUAUGCGGGUUUUAGGUUAUCGGCUGCAUCUAGUCUAAGUCACAGCGGGAUGUUGUUGUUGUGAAAAAACACAAGAAGAAACAAGAGCCACCACCUAAUACCAUGGCCCCAGCUACCGGCGCCGCUCCGGCCAUUAGCGAGCAGAAGAAGAUGGAUCAGCUGAAUGGAGAGGACACACAGAGGGCCUUCGACCGUCUUUUCGAAACGGAACUUGCGCCCCGCUUACGUCAGGACGGCUGGGAGGUUCGAUUAGAAGAUCCGCCGCAGGCUUACCUCCACCUUUCCAAGCCGGCUUGGGGCGACCAACGAAUAUGCAUUCGCACUCAUGGGUCUGCUGGGUUCUCUGGACAGAAGUGGAUGCCGCGGACGAUGGCUUUUAACGUCAGAGAUGCUCAACUUGGAGCAUGCAUUUUGCUCAUUUUUACAUUAGCAAUGAAUUAUGUAUGUAUGAUUAUGCAAAUAAUCGUCCUGCCUCGUCCGAAGAAUGUUGUUGAGACACUUCACAACUCAAUUCGCACACGUGUGCGUGAUAGAAGACAAUGCAGCGAAAUAAAGUAUCUUCCGGUAAAGGUUUGGCAUUCAUUUUGGAAGAUGCCGACCUUCAUUCUCAGCCUCCAACUCCAUCGGAGUAAAUCUGCAUGGCACGACCAUAAAAGUGCGUCACCGCAUACGCAUUUCCACCAGCCCCAGACAGCACAUUUUCAUCGUUGAUGCCGCAUGAACGGGAUCCACUUCGAAACGUACGUGUUGCGGACGCAGUUGAGAACGAGAGCCGCCCCGGUGGCGUUGCACUGCGAGAACGGCUGCGCGUAUCGAGCCGAUUUUCUGCGGAUCUGCACCGAGAGAUUGAAAUCGCCCGACGGCGCAGGAGGACUCUUAGCAGAACGGCUUCUUUUGCCUCCCGUAGAAGUCCGAGGCCGAGCUGACACGGUGGAUCUUCCUGUACUAGAUGUUGAUGAAGAAGACAAACAAAGGAAAAUACAAACACCGAACCAGGUGGACCAGCGGCGAGACUUGCCGUGCACCUACGAGAUAGGGGACCCAGCCUCGGGAGACUGCAGCGUGAUUGAGGUGCAAGUCCCCUUCGACGGCUUGACCGCGGCGGAGACCGUCCAGCGACUGGCGGAGCAACUGGACCGCUUCCAAACGGUUCUAACGCCCUUGGUCGAUGAAACGAUUCAGGCUUGCAAAAUAAACAGAGCCUGAUAUGGAGCUUACAAGCAACUUGGUGCCCUGUUGCUGACGCACUUUUUACAACCUGUGGGCAUGGUGUAGUAAAGUACUAAGCAUGAAGAUGUUGGACUUGGAUCUGCACUUACUUUUUCUUCGCGGUAGUUCAGAAGAUAGGGCAGCUUCAUCCUCAUACCUGAAAAGCUUCUCGCAUGUAGUGCUGUGCGGUCGCAGCAAGUUGGACUUUUUGUUUUUUCCCGAUCGGUACGACACAGACAGCGCAAUUUUCGAUACAUUUGAGUGCCCUUACGUAGAAAAGAAAGAGAAA